Neoarius graeffei (lesser salmon catfish) is the source of this 2511-nucleotide messenger RNA. RefSeq names its product chromosome 11 C14orf28 homolog (gene dorip1). The record is from RefSeq and is a predicted model, not a curated record. The coding region runs from base 142 to 1170 and encodes 342 amino acids. NCBI's taxonomy places the organism in Eukaryota, Metazoa, Chordata, Actinopteri, Siluriformes, Ariidae. The transcript has 5 exons.
UAUAAACUUCGUGACGUUUCAGACGUGAAACUCCAGCUAGGUGGCUAAGCUACACGGUUUAUCACGAAUGCUCGAUUAUAGCGCAUUAUUGAGGGGAAAGAGUGAAAUCCUCAGCGCUAACAGUCUGCAUUAGUCUCCAAAAUGGGUCACAAAUCUCUGAAAGUGAUUAAAGCGUCCACACAGCACCAGCCUGGUUUCCGUCACUCGGCGAAGCGCUUGUGCUACAUGCUAAAAAGGACCAAAACCUUGAUUGAAGAGAUCCGCGCUUUGAUCAAGAACAACGAUGCGGAGUAUUGCUCCUUCUGGAGGCCUGUGCUCCCCUGGGGUGGCGUGUACACAAUACGGGCUGGUCAGAAAGCAGUCUCUUGCAUUCCCCUGUACGUUAAAAUCAGUCUGAAAAACACCUGCACCAUCGAUGGCUUUCUCAUGCUCCUGUACGUCAUCCUGCGGGAUAAUCAAACCUUCCGCCGGGAAGUGAGUUUGUUUUUAGGGAAGCGCUUUGUGGAGCACUUUCUCUAUCUGAUGGACUCCUACGAUUAUACCACAGUUAAGAUUUUGUGGAUCUGGGACAGGAUGUCGAAGCGUCAGUACCGCUCCGAGAUCCAUCAAGCCGCUCUGGAGAUCGAUCUUUUUGGCAACGAGCAUGAGAACUUUACCAAGAAUCUGGAGAACCUGAUGUCUACCGUUCAGGGGAGUUAUUGCACCAACUGGUGCUGUCCAUCUCGGUUCCAGGAGCUCCUUCAGAACACCAUCAAUAUCAACCCCCCACAUGAGCUUCCUGAUCGAGAUCCUAUUCAGUCUGCAGUGGACGAGUUCUUCUGUCCAAAGAUAGUCUUCUGCCAAGAAUAUGGGUGUAAAGGGCUGAGAGAGUUGUCCCAGAGAGAGUUCUGCUACGGUCCUCCUCCCUUCAUCAUCCUGAACAUGCAGAUGUGGAAAUCUGAGGACCUUUCCUACGUUCCAUACCAUUUGGCUUUGUCUGAUCACAGGUAUUCACUAGAGGGCGCCACUCUGUUCAACAGGGAGGAACAUCACUACUCUGCGGCGUUCCAAAUCGACGGCUACUGGAUGCACUACGAUGGGCUUCGGAGCGACAACUUGAUCCUAGUGAACAAACCUCCGGAGCUGCUGCUUCUCUCCUCCCUGGUUUAUGUUCGCUCUCAUGAAAAAUGACACGCACGUCCUUCAGAGCGGGUCUGUCCCAUCUCUCCUGCAGGACGGGAUCUCAUUCCAGACGAAACGGAGCCCACACCUGAUGCCAUUCAGUUUGUCUCAGCCUUCACAUGAGGGAUGGAAACCUGCUCCAGAAUCAGACAGAAGACUGGAAAUGCAUCAUCGUCGUCAUCAUGGUUAAAGUCUUUAACUCGCCUCGUUAAUGUCGUCCUGCUCAUCCUUGCUGCAUGUUGUUUAGCCAGUCAGUUAACUCACCAAUACUUUUAUUCCGAACAUUCUCUAUUAACGCAAACAUUUCAUUCGCAUUCUCGCUGUUCCUUAAUGACUCUUUAGGGAUAGCACUUAAACUGUAGCUCCUUUUUUACUCUUAAAAAAAUGCCUUAUAUAAAUAUAUACAGUACUUUUUGUAAUAAAUGCGACAAUUCGGCAAAGCCGAGUUAAACAGCUUCACUUUUUUAGGUUGUGCUUGGAAUCCAAGAAUCUGUAAACGGACUGUAAAAGUUCUAGGCCAGGAUGAGAAACCGUACGAACGUUACUUUAUAGAAGCACAGAACAGAUAAAACCUUACUUAAAGAAAAAAAAAAAUCACGUUCUUUUCUUAAAAGCAUUGUUUAAAAAAAAAAAAAACCUCACAGUGAAUCCAAACAAACAUGCAGUAAAUCAGGAGACGCUUCUGCAGUCCAGCGACGAUGAUUUAAAAACGUCAGAUGUUCUGAAUCCAGAUGUUUUACUACUCCAUGAACACAGCAGUGGUGGUCGUGUGUACAUUCCUGAGAAAGUCAGGAGUGUGACUGAGUGAUUAGUGCAAGUGACUGAUCACCACCAGAGCGAGCUGCUGCUUUGCUCGGUGUUGUACAAGUGGAGUCACAGAGAAAGCGCCGACUCGAGUCCUCAGGAAGGCGGCGUUCUGUCCUCGUUAUGAACCGAGAGUUCUAAGCUGAUGAUGUUGCUCAAAAUUCCGCAGAUGUUCUGCUUCCCUACGCAAUGUUAACGCAUGAACCCUGAAUUUGGGUGCCCUGGUUUUUUUUUUUUUUCAUUUGUUGGCACUGCUGAAUGGCAUGUGUUUCAAUUUUUUUUUUAAAUCACUUUCUCAUAUAUUACUAAAGGCUUAUUAAAUGUGUGUGUGUGUGUGUGUGUGUGUGUGUUUGAGAGCGAGAGAGAGAGAACCUGUGCAGUGAUAAAAGCCAAUGACGUGACAUGUUAAAAUCACGCCUGUAUGAAGAAAGGUUUCAGGUCCUAACCGUUUUGAUUUGGUUUACACAAAGAUGACUAUAUUUAUAAUUAUUACCUAAAUACAUUUGCACUGCCUUUUAAUAAAAUUUUAAAAAAGAACAAAAUCAA